UUCAUGCAGAUACAUCUGAACAAUGGAAAAGGAAAACCAAACCACGGUCUCUGAAUUUUUCCUGCUGGGCUUCCCAACCUGGCCAGGACAGCAGGGCCUCCUUUUGGCUCUUUUCCUGUGUGUCUACUUAACAGGACUGUUUGGGAACUUACUCAUUUUGUUGGCCAUUGGCUUAGAGCCACGCCUUCACACGCCUAUGUAUUUCUUCCUUGCCAACCUGUCCUUGGUCGACCUCUGUCUUCCUUCAGCUACAGUUCCCAAGUUGCUGCAAAACAUCCAAACACAGACACAGUCCAUCUCCUACUCUGGCUGUCUGGCUCAGAUGUAUUUCUGCAUGAUGUUUGCCAACAUGGACAACUUCCUUCUCACAGUGAUGGCCUAUGACCGUUAUGUAGCCAUAUGCCACCCUUUGCAUUACUCCACCAUCAUGACCCGGAAGCUCUGUGCUUCUCUGGUGGCUGUGCCCUGGGUCGUGGCCACUCUGAACCCCCUCUUGCACACCCUUUUGAUCGCCCGUCUGCACUUCUGCUCUGACAAUGUCAUCCACCACUUCUUCUGUGACAUCAACUCUCUCCUGCCUCUAUCCUGUUCUGACACCAGUCUGAAUCAGAUCAUGGUCCUGGCUGUCGUGGGGCUGAUCUUUGUGGUACCAUCCGGCUGUAUUCUAGCAUCCUAUAUCCUCAUCAUCUCUGCUGUCCUGAAAAUCCCAACCACCCAAGGAAAACUCAAGGCUUUCUCCACCUGCAGCUCUCACCUUGCCUUGGUCAUUCUUUUUUAUGGAGCAAUCACAGGGAUCUACAUGAGUCCCUCAACAAACCACUCAAGUGAAAAAGACUCCGCUGCUUCUGUGAUUUUCAUGGUUGUAGCCCCUGUAUUGAAUCCAUUCAUUUACAGUCUCAGGAAUAAUGAGCUGAAGGCAGCUUUAAGGAGGGUUCUAGGCCAGCGCAAAACCUCCCAGUGA
Messenger RNA from Sorex araneus (European shrew), 961 nucleotides. RefSeq names its product putative olfactory receptor 1F12P. Gene Ontology annotation, cellular component: membrane. NCBI's taxonomy places the organism in Eukaryota, Metazoa, Chordata, Mammalia, Eulipotyphla, Soricidae. Gene Ontology annotation, molecular function: olfactory receptor activity; G protein-coupled receptor activity. The coding region runs from base 23 to 961 and encodes 312 amino acids. The record is from RefSeq and is a predicted model, not a curated record. Gene Ontology annotation, biological process: G protein-coupled receptor signaling pathway. The transcript has a single exon.